AUGCAAAGGGGUAAAACAAUGGGUGGUUCCAGCGCAUUAAACUAUAUGGUCUACAUGAGAGGAAACAAAAGAGAUUAUGAUGCAUGGGCAGAACUAGGAAACCUUGGGUGGAGUUACCGGGAGGUCUUACCAUACUUCAAGAAGUCAGAAAAUAACCAAGAUAUCGAAUCUCGGGAUAAAUAUUUUCAUUCCACUAGAGGGCCACUAAACGUUGAAAGAUUCCCGUACAUAGAUAUCAAUACUAUGAUGUUGGUUGAAGCUUUCAAAGAAAAGGAUCUUCCAUUAACAGAUUUUAAUGCUGAAAACCAAUUGGGAACUGAUAUAGCUCAAUCUACAUCUAAAGAGGGCCGUAGGAUGUCUACAAACGUGGCUUUUAUUAGACCCAUACGUCACAAGCGGCCAAAUUUGAAGGUUGUCAGUGAAGCUUUUGUAACAAAAAUAUUGACUAAUCCAAUUAGCAAAACAGCUUUUGGGGUACAAUAUUUCAAAAACGGCCUGUUAUUCACGGUACAUGCCAAAAAAGAAAUCAUUGUUAGUAGUGGUGCUAUAAAUUCGCCCAAGUUACUAAUGUUAUCAGGAAUCGGACCUAAAUUUCAUCUAGAAAGCCUAAAUAUUCCAGUUAUUUCAGAUUUAGACGUGGGUCAUAACCUUCAAGAUCAUGUAACAACAGAUGCUCUGGUGCUAGCUUUAUCUAACAAAACGUCUACGAUGGUUAACGGACGGCAACUUGUUAAUGAAAUAUACGACUAUUACUCACAGCAUCCAAGGAAAAAUGGUCCAUUAGCAGCCACCGGGACCCUGAGCGGCACAGCUUUUAUAAAAACCCAAUUUUCAUAUGACCAAGCACCAGAUAUUCAAUUUCAUUUUGACGGUCGAAACUUUAAAGAGUUUUAUUCUGAUCCUACGACAUAUUUAGCAACGAAUAUAUUCCCUCUAUCAUUUUACGACAGCUUGUCAGCUAGGCCGCUGUUACUAACCCCAAAAAGCAGAGGGUACAUACUUUUAAAUCAAACAGAUCCAGUAUUCGGACCACCUUUGAUUUAUUCAAAAUUCUUUACGGUCAGAGAAGAUUUAGAUGUCCUAAUAGCUGGUUUAAGAUUCGCUGUAAGCUUAGAAAAUACAGAAGCAUUCAAAAUCAGCGGUGCAAGCUAUGUAAAAAUACCUGUACAAGCGUGCUCUGGGUUUGACUGGGGCUCAGAUGAAUAUUUUACUUGUCUAUUAACGCAUUACACUUCAACUAUAUUCCAUCCAGUCGGUACGUGUAAAAUGGGUCCUAAAUGGGAUAGAGAAGCAGUUGUUGAUCCGAGAUUGAAAGUAUACGGUAUAAGAAAUUUAAGAGUCGUUGAUGCUUCGAUUAUGCCAUUGAUUGUUAGAGGUAAUACAAAUGCACCAACUAUCAUGAUAGCUGAAAAAGCAUGCGAUAUGAUAAAGGAAGAAUGGUUGACGUAA
This is a messenger RNA of Bombyx mandarina (wild silkworm), 1449 nucleotides long. Its product is annotated as glucose dehydrogenase [FAD, quinone]. The record is from RefSeq and is a predicted model, not a curated record. Lineage: Eukaryota; Metazoa; Arthropoda; Insecta; Lepidoptera; Bombycidae. Gene Ontology annotation, molecular function: flavin adenine dinucleotide binding; oxidoreductase activity, acting on CH-OH group of donors.